AUGCUCCAGCGUGGAAAACGAAGCCAUGAAUUCUUCACCGGCGAUGGGGUCAGUUUGGAGCUUUUAGAAGUGGUUCUCGAGGGGAAAAACAAGGAGAUGUUCAUUGCUUUCAUGAAGGGGAUGCUUCAGUGGCGACCUGAAGACAGGAAGACAGCGAAGGAUCUACUUCAGGAUCCGGGGCUGAAUGAUUAA
Penicillium bovifimosum is the source of this 192-nucleotide messenger RNA. RefSeq lists its product as uncharacterized. The record is from RefSeq and is a predicted model, not a curated record. NCBI's taxonomy places the organism in Eukaryota, Fungi, Ascomycota, Eurotiomycetes, Eurotiales, Aspergillaceae. Bases 1 to 192 code for a protein of 63 amino acids. The transcript has 2 exons.